CUCGGAUCUUAUGAAACAAAUGUUUAUUUAUUUUAUGAGGCACGAAUUCCCAUUUUGUUCCCUAUAUAUAGUAUAAAAUGUCCUUACAUUUCUUCAUAACCAUACCAUACUCUACCUACAUUAUUACUCCUCCUCUCUCCUUUUUCUUCUCAUAGAGGGUAGUUCAAAUAGUCAUGGCACUUCCACUCUCAUUCAUGCUACUCUUUCUACUACUACUUCUACUUCUUGUACCUUCCUUCAUUCACUCAUCCCCACUUCAAGAUCCUGAAUUAGUAGUCCAAGAUGUACAAAAGAGUAUUAAUGGUUCAAGGAGAAACUUAGCAUUUCUUUCUUGUGGAACGGGCAACCCAAUUGAUGAUUGUUGGAGAUGCGACCCAAAUUGGGAAAAGAAUCGUAAGCGAUUAGCAGAUUGUGCCAUUGGAUUUGGUAAACAUGCAAUUGGAGGCAGAGAUGGUAAAAUCUAUGUAGUAACUGACCCUGGUGAUCACCCUGUGAAACCAAAGCCAGGAACAUUAAGAUAUGGUGUUAUUCAAGAGGAACCAUUGUGGAUAAUAUUCAAGCGUGACAUGGUGAUUAAGCUUAAGCAAGAGUUAAUGAUGAAUUCUUUCAAGACUAUUGAUGGUAGAGGAACAAAUGUACACAUUGCAGGUGGACCUUGUAUUACUAUACAAUUUGUGACAAAUAUUAUCAUUCAUGGGAUUAAUAUACAUGAUUGUAAAAGAGGUGGGAAUGCUUAUGUCAGAGAUUCAACUACACAUUAUGGUUUUAGGACACUUUCUGAUGGUGAUGGUGUGUCAAUUUUUGGUGGGAGUCAUGUUUGGGUGGAUCAUUGUUCUCUUUCUAAUUGUCGUGAUGGAUUAAUUGAUGCUAUUCAUGGAUCUACAGCUAUUACUAUUUCUAAUAAUUUUAUGACUCAUCAUAAUAAGGUUAUGCUUUUGGGUCAUAGUGAUAGUUUCACUAGAGAUAAAAAUAUGCAAGUUACCAUUGCUUUUAACCAUUUUGGAGAAGGACUAGUUCAAAGAAUGCCAAGAUGUAGGCAUGGAUACUUCCAUGUGGUGAACAAUGACUACACACAUUGGCAAAUGUAUGCCAUAGGAGGGAGUGCUGCUCCAACCAUUAACAGCCAAGGCAAUAGAUUUCUUGCUUCUAAUGACAAUACCUUCAAAGAGGUGACAAAGCGUGAGAUUGCACCACAAAGCCAAUGGAAGAAUUGGAAUUGGAGGUCAAGUGGUGAUUUGAUGUUAAAUGGUGCAUUCUUUAGAGCAUCAGGAACAGGUGCAUCUUCAAGCUAUGCAAGAGCAUCUAGUUUGGCAGCAAAACCAUCUUCUUUGGUUGCUUCUAUCACUGCAUCAGCUGGAUCACUAAACUGCAGAAAGGGUUCUCGCUGCUGAAUUAGGAACAAAAAGCCUAAUAGUAUAUUAUUACUUUACAUAGACAAAUAAAAGGCAAGAAUCAAAACUGAUUCAACUUUUGUUGUAUAUUGAACUUUUUAAACAUUUUGUUUUGUAACUACAACCUUAGCUUGUGUCUACAACAAUCCACUUUGUGUUAUGGUAUAGUAAUACUAAGUAUCAUGAUGAAGGUGACAGACACAAGUAAAAGAGUUGAUAUAAUUAUAUGUUCAAUGAAAAAUCAGAAAUGAGGAAAGACCAAAAAAAGUUUCAAUGAAAUGUUUAUAA
Messenger RNA from Cicer arietinum (chickpea), 1679 nucleotides. Its product is annotated as probable pectate lyase 5. Gene Ontology annotation, molecular function: pectate lyase activity. Lineage: Eukaryota; Viridiplantae; Streptophyta; Magnoliopsida; Fabales; Fabaceae. The record is from RefSeq and is a predicted model, not a curated record.